Molecule: messenger RNA, 2325 nt
Organism: Folsomia candida
Lineage: Eukaryota; Metazoa; Arthropoda; Collembola; Entomobryomorpha; Isotomidae
Gene: fbl
Product: pantothenate kinase 3
Exons: 10
Coding region: 278-1627 (449 amino acids)
Biological process (GO): coenzyme A biosynthetic process
Cellular component (GO): cytosol; nucleus
Molecular function (GO): ATP binding; pantothenate kinase activity
Source: RefSeq, a predicted model, not a curated record
AAAAUACUGCGCCUACCACGAGCAAGUAGUAGCACGUAGUGUGGAUGGGAUCAGUUAGCCAUAAGAAGAAUAAUUGACUCGCCAUCAUCGAAUAUAGUGCUAUCCUCAGCUAGAUUUUUUUUUACCAUUAUAAAAUUUACUACUCUUUGGGACUGCAACACGCGAGGAGAUUCAGUUCCAAGAGGAAAAGGACAGAAAUUAGAUGCGCAACCGGCCUUUUUUGGCAGCUCAGUAUUUUUAUCGUCAUUACUAAUCACUCAGACCACGAGGACUGAACAUGUCGAGCCCCCCGGAUAGCAACCCGUUCGAUACGACGGAUGCAACAUCCCUUCCCAACAUGUCGCGUCGCCUGUCCCGCAAAGAAUCCAUUAUGAGCAAUGGAGGUGAACUUCCUCCCAUGCCCUGGUUUGGGAUGGACAUUGGUGGAACCUUAGCCAAACUUGUGUACUUUGAGCCUUUAGAUAAUACUCCAGAAGAAGACGAGUCUGAGGUGGAAACGCUGAAAAAUAUCAGAAAAUAUUUGACAAAUAAUAAAGUCUACGGGGAAACGGGACAUCGGGAUGAUCAUCUUCAGAUGGAAAAUGUCACAAUCGGUGGGAGGCGAGGAAGCUUGCACUACAUUCGUUUCCCAACAUCAGAAAUGGACAACUUUUUAGAACUGGCAAAAUCCAAAGGGAUGGCGAGCCUUGCUUCCACCGUGUGUGCAACAGGGGGAGGUGCCUUCAAGUUUGAAAACCAGUUCUUUCUUGAACUAAAUAUGCGACUGCACAAAUUUGACGAGCUGGACUCACUCAUCCGGGGAAUGGAAUUUGUCGAAGGGAACAAUCCUCAGAGCGAAUGUUACUAUUUUAGCAACCCGAAAAGCGAUGAUUGCCGCAAAAUUCCGUUCGAUUUUAGCAAUCCUUACCCUUUUUUGGUGGUGAAUAUUGGCUCUGGUGUGAGCAUGUUGGCUGUAACUGGACCUUCGACGUAUCGGCGUGUCACAGGAACGAGGUGUGAUUACAUUUGCGAUUUGGGAGGAGGAACAUUUCUUGGUUUGUGCUGUCUCUUAACGGGUUGUUCCAGUUUUGAAGAAGCAAUUGAACUCGCCACGCUCGGAGAUAGUACCAAAGUGGACAAAUUAGUGAAAGACAUUUACGGCGGAGGAUACGAAAAAUUCGACUUGGAUGGUAACAUUGUGGCGUCGAGUUUUGGACAAAUGAUGUCCAAGGAGAAACGUUCCACUGUAACUCGCGAAGAUCUCGCUCGGGCCACCCUCGUCACGAUUACCAAUAAUAUUGGCUCUAUUGCUAGAAUGUGUUGUCUUAACGAAGGAAUCAAUCGAGUAGUAUUCAUCGGGAACUUUCUCCGUGUCAACACAAUUUCCAUGAAAUUACUCUCGUACGCGAUGGAGUACUGGUCCAAAGGUCAACUGAAGGCACUUUUCCUCGAACAUGAAGGUUAUUUUGGCGCCGUGGGGUGUCUCCUGGCCCUCAUCGCGCAAAGGGAGGACUACAUUCGAAAACGGAACGAAAAAAAUAAGCUGCAAAAUGGUGACUCGAAGGAUAAGAUGGACGACUCUGACAAUCAUCAUCACGAUCUUGGAGGAAUAUUAGGACAAGAGUCGGACAAUUUAGUGGACAAGUAGUUUAUCAUCAUUUUGAUCGGUCUAUUAUCCUUAUAUAAAUCCCAAAGUGACAAGCACAUUAACUUGGACAAUUAAUUUUACUACCAAAUAAUUUACUCGCUACUUGGUGUGCAUAAAAAUACUAUGUUACAACCAUCAUUAUGGUCGUUUCGAAAUAUAUUGUUAUUUUUCUAUGUGAAUAUGUAUGUAGUACAUGAAUGUACAUAUAAUAUUUUGAGUGCCUGCUACUUAAAUUCUGAUUCUCUUUUCGCAAUGAGGUAGAUGGGGCGAGAAACUGUGAUAGUCAAUUUUAGACGAUCGCAUUCUUUAUUAGUCGAUGGGAUCAGUUGCUAUUAAUAUUAUAUUAGCAAUUAAUGUGUUGAUAUUUUAAUUUAAAAAUCUCCAUAAUGUCAAACUUAUCCUUAAUAAGAGAGAUGACAUAUCAUAAGAUUUAGAUUAGACAUGCACCGAAUUUAGUCGAGCUCUUAGUUUUUUAUGAUACCGUUAACGGUGAAUUGGGUGCUAUUGUAAGUGCGGAGUAGUAAUGAUUAUGUAGGUGUGAAGCCUUUAGAAUAGGAUGUUAGAAUCCAACCUAGACUUUAGAACCAUUCCAUUUCAGUAGAAAAAAACAAUAAGAAGAAAGAAACAAAGACUUGUUGUAUAAGACUAUGUAUGUUGUUGUUAUUAAAAUAAAACAUACCACGAUUUUAGUAAAAUAA